Micropterus dolomieu (smallmouth bass) is the source of this 3653-nucleotide messenger RNA. RefSeq names its product transmembrane protein 184ba (gene tmem184ba). NCBI's taxonomy places the organism in Eukaryota, Metazoa, Chordata, Actinopteri, Centrarchiformes, Centrarchidae. Gene Ontology annotation, biological process: transport. Bases 369 to 1613 code for a protein of 414 amino acids. The record is from RefSeq and is a predicted model, not a curated record. The transcript has 8 exons. Gene Ontology annotation, molecular function: transporter activity.
UUAAUCCGACAGGGAUUGAAGUCAACGGAGUGGAGAAAGAAAAGCAUAGAGGAGUUUUACAGCUUCAACUCCGAAAAGACUGACUUGUAGACGAUGCUAUGGUCAGACAGGAGCACUAAAAGGAGAAUAAAGAAGUUGUUUAACAUUAGCGACAAAGUUUAGAGGCGAGGGGUUUUUUUUUUUGGAGGGGGGAGACGCAGCCCUUGACGGGGUAGUCCGCUGAGCGCUCAACAUGGAUGUCCGGGGAGCAACGGAGCGGCUCUGAGGAGGAAUUAAGGCCGUUUCUGGGUUAUUUCUGGUCGGGCGUUUGUUUGAAGGAGCGGAGGAGGAUUUCAAAGCAGCGGCCUCUCUAAGAACAGGUGUUGAGGAUGUGGAGGCGAGACGUGCCGCUCUCAGAGAGACUGGGAGAGGACUCUCCUUUGGCCGCAGCGCCCAGCCUGCCACCAACGGCAGCCCCGAUGGGCCCCAAUAUCUCAUGGCUUCCUGAAGCCCCUCUACUGACCCCAGACCAGCCCAUCUUCCUCAUGACUCCCGCGGCGCAGGCUGUUUCUGGAUUCUUUGUCUGGACCGCACUUAUCCUCACCUGUCACCAGAUCUACAUGCACCUGCGUUUCUACAGCUCCCCUCGAGAGCAGCGCCACAUCGUACGCAUCCUCUUCAUCGUUCCUAUCUACGCCUUCGACUCUUGGCUCAGCCUCCUCUUUUUCACCAACGACCAGUACUACGUGUAUUUCGACACCGUCAGGGACUGCUAUGAGGCGUUUGUGAUUUACAACUUCCUAAGUCUAUGCUAUGAAUACCUUGGAGGAGAGAGCGCCAUCAUGGCAGAGAUCAGAGGAAAGCCCAUUGAGUCCAGCUGUAUGUACGGUACGUGCUGUCUGAGGGGAAAGGCCUACUCUAUCGGCUUCUUGCGGUUCUGUAAGCAGGCCACUCUGCAGUUCUGCGUGGUCAAACCCCUCAUGGCCGCCAUCACCGUCAUCCUGCAAGCCUACGGAAAGUACAAGGACGGAGACUUCAAUGUUGCUGGCGGUUACCUGUACGUGACCAUCAUCUACAACAUCUCCGUUAGCUUGUCUCUGUACGCCCUCUUCCUCUUUUACUUCUCCACCAGGGAGCUGCUCAGCCCGUACAGCCCCAUGCUCAAGUUCUUGAUGGUCAAGUCGGUUAUCUUCCUCUCCUUCUGGCAGGGCAUGUUGCUAGCCAUCCUGGAGAAGUGCGGGGCCAUCCCUCAGAUUAACUCAGAGGAGGUGUCCGUCGGCGAGGGGACGGUGGCUGCUGGUUACCAGAACUUCAUCAUUUGCAUCGAGAUGUUUUUCGCGGCGCUGGCUCUUCGCCACGCUUUCACAUACAAGGUCUACAUGGACAAGAGUCUCGAUUCACGAGGCCGCUGUGCCCCUAUGAAGAGCAUCUCCAGCAGCCUGAAGGAGACCAUGAACCCGGGGGACAUGGUCCAGGACGCCAUCCACAACUUCUCCCCAGCCUACCAGCAGUACACCCAGCAGGCCACGUUGGAGCAGGGCGCGCCGCCGCCCGUCACCCGCGCCCACAGUGCCAUCAGUGCCCGUGGCGACACAGAGAAAACUCUCCUGCUCAGCUCCGACGACGAGUUCUAGAGCAGGAAAGGUCACGUCCACAGCUGAAUCAGAUUCAGACUGUUUUAUUGGCGGAUGGUACUUCAUCCUCCCGUGCUGCUGCUCCUCUUCAAUGUGUGAAUGAUUAGAGAGUUGUGAGCUUGUUUUCCUGUUUUUGAGACUGAUCUUGAAUGCGAGGACCUUCCUGACAUUUCUACACCCACAUUUCAUCUUAUUUGGUGGCAACACUUUCAGUUGGCUUGUUGUUAAAACCGUUGGCAAGAAAAUGAAAAGGGUUGUGUCCGUUUAUGGAAAGUUUAUGAGUCACACUUGUUCAUACUGAAUCAUAGCUGACUUUUGGAAAAUAUUUUCUGACUUGGAUAGAAGCAUCAUUUCACAUUUCAGCUCAGUCACGUUUGCUUUGCUCAAAUGUGUUUCUCAGUGGCAAUGUGAUGGUCCUAAUGGGUGUCAUUUGUUUUUGUUCUGGUCUAGUGUGAUUUGCAUUUUGAAGGCGUUAUUGUGUCCAGAUCGUCAUAGGCUGUGUUUAUAAAGGUUUCUCCAGUCAUGAUAACCCUAAAAAAAGUAAAUUUAAGUCUUUUUUCCGUAACGGGAAAUGGAAAAAUGUAUUAAAGUUUUAUAAAACUUUUGAACUUUUUAUUUUGUAAACUUGAAACCAAAUAAUUUGUACCAAUUAGUUGGUCUGCAGAUGCAUUAAUGUCCAACAGAAGCUGUUUUCAGUACCGCAGCAGUCAUAAAAAUGUGGUACAAAGCUAUGGAAAAAAAUGUGUAAUUAAUUAUAAGAGAAUUGUGGGGAUUUAAGGGACGUCCUUCACUCCAGCAUGGGGAUGAUUUUUAAAGGGAAACCAAGUCAAAAACACGAGUUAAUGUCAGCUGUAUGGAUCAAUGUUGUUAUUGUUAUUGGUGGAACAGAUGAGAGCAGGCAGAGCAGAUUAUAGAUUGUACAAUGCCUCUGCUGCAGCAGUCCAGGGGGCGGCAGGAGUGAAGGGCAGCAGAGCUGGUCAGGAUUACACCGGUGUAAGUGGGGCGGUAUUUGAAGAGCUGGGAUUAAAGCUCGAGCCAGUUCACUCUGGCGGUACACCACAAUGUGGGGAAAAACAGAAGAGGAAUAUAGGUUAAUGCUAACUUUAGACCCCUGUUCUCAAUAGAGGAGCUUUUUCUUUUAGUAGACUAUGUACAUGACUAAAUACUAAAAAUAGACAUUUAAAGUUAAACUGAAACUGUUUGUGCUGUUAAACUUCUCAUAUUUAUUAGGAACCAUUUUUAGUGCCGUCAGUUUUACAACAUUUUAAACUUGGAGAAGCUAUCACAUCAGAAAAAUAAAAAACACACAAGUUUUUCAUUUUCAUGUUCGACCAAGUGAACACAAAUGUUAAAUAUAAACACAGAGGAUGUAGGUACAUACUGAUUUCUUAGAACCGAUUCGUUUUAGUUUGACUUUGGCUUUCAAUUAGUUUGAGUAGUUUCAUUUCAAGGCAGUGCGUUUUCAACCCCAUCUCACAACCUGAUGUUCCUGAUUGGCUCCAAGUACUUAAGAAAUAGUCAAAUCCAAAUCCAUCUAAAUGAGUUUUCUGCAUUUGUCCUGAUACAGCUGCUGACAAAGAGCCGUAGUCUUCAAUUUAACAUUAUACAGCUCUUAAGGAUCAUUAGCACCAUAAUUUCAAUAUGCUCUCAGAAAUAAACUUCACAUUGCUGUUUCUUUGACUUGGAUGCUCCUCUGUUCUUCCAGGGAGUCUUUUUAGUUGUUUUUUUUUUGGUCUUUUUUUGUUUUCUUUUUACACAUAAUUGAAGUUCUUGAGUCAUACUUAAUCUGCCGACGUCUUUAACUGCAACUCUUUCCACUGCUCUGCUGUAUCUCUGCGUGAACACCAGGGGGCCGUGUGGACAGGAAACAUGAACACAUUCACUCUUAUCUUCAAGCAGUUAUCGGACACUUUAAGCUUGGUGCACAUGUAACAGAGAAAGAAAAAUGCUUUGUCUGAGCACCAGUCUGUCAAUUGGCUAUCUUCUCAUCACAUUGUGUGGCGGUGGAGAAUAAAAGCAGGCCCCUGCCUCAGACAGUCA